Molecule: messenger RNA, 1389 nt
Organism: Symbiodinium necroappetens
Lineage: Eukaryota; Dinophyceae; Suessiales; Symbiodiniaceae
Source: the annotation of a GenBank genome assembly
AUGGGCUGCCCUCGGCUUCACACAGGUUCCGAGGCCUUGCUGUGGAGCGACGAGGCGUGCGUCUGGAGCACAAACGCCACGGAGUACCGACAGUUGCAACUGGGAGCCUAUCUCAAUGAAGAAGGCAGCGGCUCAGCCUGGCCGCUCUACGGCCUCCUUGUGGCCUAUCCAUUGACCAGCAUUGCCCAGCAGAGCUGCAGUGGCCUAGUACAGCGAAUGCUGAGCCGACAGGCCUUUCUGCGUGCCGCUGUGGUGGAUGCCUUCAGCCUGCUCCCAAUGAUGCUGGUCUUCGGCAGCUGCUCCUUCCGAGCCUUCGCUCUCUUCGGGCCUCAGCUGCUUGCACUUUGGAGGAGACCGAGCCAGAGCAGCGCCCAGAGCGAGGAGCGGCUCUUCUCGGAAUCCGAAGGCCGCCUAAGGUUUCUGGCCGAGUACCGUGCCUUUGUGAUGAUUUCCACCUGUAUCGUCAUCCUCGCAGUCGACUUCGCAGCAGUGUAUCCUCGGGAGCACGCCAAGACCGAAACCUUCGGCUACGCGUUGAUGGAUCUUGGAACCGGCUGCAUCGUCGUCGCCACGGCCGUGUCCGUGCGGUCGACAAAUGCGCUUUCCGUCGUCUCUGUCCUUCGGAAGCUUUGGCCGGUUCUUGCUUUGGGGGCGCUUCGCGGCGCGCUGCUCUGGCAGCUUGACUAUCAUGUGCCGGUCUCCGAGUAUGGGGUUCACUGGAACUUCUUCUUCACUGUGGCCAUCGUCGCCUUGGUGUCGAGCCUUCUGCAGCUCACGGCAAUGCAGUCUGUGCUCGCUGGCAGCAGCUUGGCCAUGGCCUACCAGCUCUUCCUGAGCAUGGGAGGCAACGACUUUUUGCUCCUGGCACCUCGGCUCACGCUCUUCUCCGCCAACCGUGAGGGCAUUUUGGGCUGCCUCGGCUACCUGAGCCUCCACUGGCUGGGCACCGGUCUGGGCUCCCUCUUGAGGGACCGAUCUGCUUCGGCAAGGCUUACCGUGCUGAGGCUCUUGGCAAUCUCCUUUUCUGGCGGCUUCUCCACCUACUUGCUGAGCCUAGCUGGUAUCGCCGUAUCACGGCGACUCUGCAACCUGCCCUACGUCCUCCACAUCCUCUCCCUCAACGCCUGGGUACUGGCAUGGCUGGCGUUGACCGACCUCGCCGCAGACCGCCCGAGGCCCCCUCUCUCGCUGACUUUGGCCGCUGUCUCUGAGUCCAUGCUAGCCGUCUUCCUCUUCGCGAACCUGCUCACAGGGGUGGUGAACUUGACGCUGCAGCCCUUGCUCCUCCCACAAAGCCCGGCCUUCUUGGCCUUGGCCUGCUACUACCUCUCCUGGUCUGUGCCUUGCGCCUUGCUGCGCAGCAAGGGCCGCAAGCUGAAGUGCUGGUGA